UGAAAGGUCAGGCCGCCUUGAUGAGGUAAUAACAAACAUGGCGGCGCUCGGUACAGCACGGUGCUUAUUUCGUACCUACUCUCGGGUGAAAAAUGUUCAAAAGAGCAAGCAAAUACUGGUCAGAUGUAGCGUCAGGACUCUUUGUAGCGGAACACAAGAUAACGCUCUCUUAGACAAAACAAAAAUCCAGUUCACAGAUCCAACUGUGCAGGACAUCCUCACCAGGAUAACAGGCCUGGACCUGCAGAAAGUGUUCCGACCCAUUAAGCAGGAGCUGAAGCCUCCCACAUAUAAACUCAUGACUGAUGAGCAACUGGCGCAGGCAACGGAGUUAGCCACAGAACAGGCUAAGAAGUUGCUGCAGAUGCCUCCCGUUCUCCCAGAGAGGAAGCCCAUUAACGAUGUGCUGUCUGAAGACAAGAUCCUGGAUGGCAUGGACACAGCCAAAUACGUCUUCACGGACAUCACCUACAACAUCCCACACAGGGAGAGGUUCAUUGUUGUACGUGAGCCCAACGGGACACUUAGAAAGGCAAAAUGGGAGGAGAGAGACCGGCUCAUUCAGGUUUACUUCCCCAAGGACGGACGCAAACUCUGUGCACCUCUCAUCUUCAAGGAGGAGAACCUCAAGAUGGUGUUUUCCCAGGACCGUCAUGAGGAUGUGUUGGACCUGUGUCUCGUCCAAUUUGAACCAGACUCCUCAGACUACAUCAGGGUACAUACAGCCACCUAUGAGGACCUUGACAAGCAUGGCACAUAUGAGCUGCUGCGCUCCACCAGACAUUUUGGAGGCAUGGCCUGGUAUCUGCUCAGUGCUCGAAGGGUGGACGGGCUUAUAGUGGACAUGCUGAAGAAAGAGCUGCUCCAAGAUGCGGUGAGCCUAGUGUCUCUUUUCCACAUGGUCCACCCCCACAGCGAGUCAGCACAGGAAGCUGCCAGCCAGCAGGCCACUGGCGCUGACCUGCUAAAGAUCUAUGCCCAAAAGGAGUCCCAGAGGGCGGGCUACAUCGAGCUGGCCCUGCAGGCGUAUCAACAGAUGGCUGCUAAGAGCUCUGCUGCCUGACUGGCUCACUUUCAGAUAGAAAUAUACAAACCUUUUCACAAUGAGGAAUGGUUCCCAUCCCAUAACCAGAGGAACUAGGACUGAAAACUGCCUUCCAUAUGUAAAGUACAGCUUUCUUUCACUGUGUGAGCCAAAAAGUAAUAUGUGCUCUUUGACUGAAAGGAAAAGCUCCACACUUCACAGCCUUCAAUUAGUCAUUUAUCAGUAUAGAAAUUGUAUAAAACACUCUCAUAUUGUCGGUGUAUUACAUUUUGACUUUUGAGUAAAACCUAAUGUGUUAAGGCAAAUGAGGAUGUACAUAUUAAAACAAAUCUUUGUACUUGUGAGAUGUUGGAGUAAAAUAACUCAAGUUCUGGAUAACACCGAAGACUUUAUUGAUUUGAAGCUUGUUUUUCAUUCAAGUCUGGUCAGACAGCACCAUC
Molecule: messenger RNA, 1485 nt
Organism: Etheostoma cragini (Arkansas darter)
Lineage: Eukaryota; Metazoa; Chordata; Actinopteri; Perciformes; Percidae
Gene: mrps22
Product: mitochondrial ribosomal protein S22
Exons: 8
Coding region: 38-1063 (341 amino acids)
Cellular component (GO): mitochondrial small ribosomal subunit
Molecular function (GO): structural constituent of ribosome
Source: RefSeq, a predicted model, not a curated record